GAUGCUCAGCACCUGGGGUUUUAAAGUCUCUUAAAUGCGCAGGAUUGGUGCAUUUUCAAUCCACUUGUUGAUUGGCGCUUUUUCUGGUUGCUGGUUGGUCCAUAAGAUGGAGCCUUCUUGGCCAAUCAUUUUAGAAUUCCUAGGCCUCACUGGCUACCAAGCCUUCCAAUCACAGUCCAUAUUGAUGUUAUCAUCGCAUGAGGUAACCUUCCAGAAAAUUCUCUCACCCAGUCUUCACUGCCCACCCCCCCCCUCCUUCUAGUGGGCACACACUCAUAUCACAGUACAUUUAACUCCAUAACUCAUUACUUCAUGACUUACUACAUAAAUUAAGUAUAACAAUCUAUUACAUAAAUUAACAAUUCAGAAUAAAAUUACACUAUUAACAAUUCAUAAACCCACCUAUGAAAGCUAAUUUUACUUAUAACAACUCCUCCCUCUAAAUCUUUGAUCACACUUCAGCCCGCAUCAAACUUUCUUUAUUUAAACAGGAUUUUCAUAGGCUUGGUAGAGUUUUCUUAAUUUCUGGUAUUUCUCAUAGGUUUUCUUGGCAGUUUCUGAGUCUUUCUCUCCUUUUUCCUCUUGUACCAUCAUGAUUUUCUUAAUCUUUUCAUCAUUUAAUCUUUCUACGGAAUUCUGAACAAUGUUAGUUAUUAACUGAAUCAAACAGGGUAUAACACAGGAGAGUAAAAUAAUACUUAUCAAGACCCCUUCUGCAAUAAGGAGAAUUUUUUCCACCACUCUCCUCCUAAAAGGCUGUCCCACCAAUCAGAUUUUAUUUGAGGGGUCUACCUUUGAACAGGUCUAUGUCCCAGUUUCCUAAUUUUGGUAGUGAUAUUUUUGAUAAGAUCUUCAUGGUUGUCAAUUUCAAUACAACUCUCUGAUGAAUUAAAUUUACCACCUUCUUCCACCAGUAAAUAAUCUAGAUGCAAUCAAUUUUGAUAAAUUGCAGUUCUCAUUUGGCAGUUUUAGGCAGAAAAUAAAUCUAGGAUUAAGGUUGUUUCAUUACUUAUAAUUUCUAACACAGCUCAUAAUCUAAUAAUUAUAUUUAACAUAUAAAUAGGGGUUCUAUAUUCCCAUGACCCAUCUUGAGCCCAGGUGGCAGGGCCAUAUGUUUCAAUUAUCCUUUCUGGGGGCCACUCUUCUUCACCCACUUUUGAGAUCCACCAAUUAAAUUUACUUUCUUAUGCUUUCAUUCAUCAUAUAGUUUUUUCUUUUGGACAGCAGCACUUUGUAACAUGAGCUCAGCCUGGCUGAUCGGACCCUGUCAGCAAAGGAAGUGCAGGACCUCACUGGCAUGGGAUGAAAGGCCGGAGAGGUUGCAGUCUGACCCACUGGGACAAACAUGAGAACCCUAGAGGAUGAAGACAUAGGGGUUUGAGAAAGGAUCAGACAGAAAAUCCAGGACAUCUCUCAUCCCUGUGGCUAAAGCCCUCAAAGUCCAAGCUCCAGCAGGAUCAAACAGAGAGAACCCCCAGUGAAGAGAACCCCAAGCAUGCUCAGAUUGACCUCGGUGAUGGGGAGGGAAGGGGAGGAAGGGGAGGAGGAUGAGGAAGAUGAUAAAAGCCCUGGGGCUGUUCCAGCACAGCAGCCUGAAGAAGUGGAGGGAGUCCAGCUGCUGCAGGCAGUUGAGAAACUGCCAGAAAAGAAGAAGCAUGCCCAUUACCACUUCCAGAGAAAUGCACAGAUAUUUUUGGACUUACAUGAGCUUACUGAUCCUGAAGACAAUACCAGCAUAGCCUCUGAGGACAUGGCAAAUUCUGAUUCCUAUAAAACAGAAGACUCUGCCAUGCUGGAUAUGAUCAUGAGAAGUGGCACCUCCAGACUGAAGACAGUGCCAACUGUUGUGAGGGACAUUUACCAAAGGCUCUCAUUCAUCACGGAUGUAUCUAUUGACUAUAGUCCGGAUGAGAUCCUGCAGGAAAUGACCUUUGCAGAGCCACAUGAUGUGGUGGUGACCCUCCUGCGGUGUGCCCCAUCAUGCGACAGAGUUGCUGUGACCAUGUGGAGGGCCAUUAUCUCCUCACGUAGAACUGCAGAGAAGGUGCUGCCAGAGCUCCUCUGUGUGCUGGAGGACUGGCCGCUGCACAGCACGUCCACCUCUGAUAAGGACGACUCAGAUGUCUUUCCUCUGGCUGCAACCAGAGCACUGUGGGAGAUCGUUCACCUUCCUGAGUGCCCAGAGAUGUUGAUUCUGUAUUUCCCCCACCUUUUUGUGGCCCUGCUCUUCCAAGUUUUCUCCAGCACAGAGCAGAUACCAGUGAAAGUCAAAGCCUUCUGGAGGCAAUGCCAGCACAAGCACUUCCUGCCCAAGAACCCUAACAGAUUUGCACUGAUGACCAUGAAAGCACUGCUCUGUGAGCUUCAGUAUAAGGAUGUGGUGUCUGAAGUUGAACAUGAGUGUGGCUGGGACACACUCCUCAACACUGAUACCCACCACCAUACAGUGGGCCUUCUGGCCAGAGCAAUGCUCAGGAUCUCACAGUCUUUGUGUUACCGGAUUGCACGCUACCUGUUCAGGCUGCUUCGCAGGGAGGAGGCACGCUGGGAGGUGGCUGCCAUGGCCUUCCUUGUUGAGAUCCUGCCUUGCCUUAACAUAAAGCAAUGGGGUGAACGCAUGCUACAGCUUUUCCCAAUCUACCUGUGGAGGGACUGCAGAGUGAUGCGUCUCCUGGUGCUCAGAUGCCUCAUGGUACUCUGCAAGAGACCCUCUAUGGCCAACACAAUGUGGGCCCUGACUGGAAGCCUCACAGAGGUGCUGAAGGAUGAAGACAGGGAGGUGAGGGGGAUGACUCUCUCUGUGCUAAGUGAGAUGCUUCUGAACAGAGAUGUGCCAAUUGCCAGUUCCCUCGCUCUGCAGCUCGUUGAGGCACUCCAGCCACUCGUUGACAAUGAUAUGAGCCGUGUGCAGCUGCUCUCCAUUCGCCUCUUUCAAGCAGUGAUGAAGUUGGUAGAGGAAGAAGGAAAAAAGCCCCUAGAGAGAAUUGUACGCCAGAGCCUGUUUCCACUGUUCUGCCACUUGCAUGACAAGAACCAGUUUGUGGCAGAGGCCUCCUGGGAAACUCUACUUCAAGUUAAUACAUUCCUGCAAGAAAGGAAGUUCGAGGAUCUGUUGGAAAUGAAAUGGAGAGGUGAAAAGUGCCUGGUGCCAACAAUUGUGAGGGACAUUUACCAAUGGCUCGCAUUCAUCACGGAUGUGUCUGCUGAGCACAGACUAGAUAAGACCCUGCAGGAAAUGACCCUUGCACAGCCACUUGAUGUGGUGGUGACCCUCCUGCGGUGUGCCCCAUCAUGCGACAGAGUUGCUGUGACCAUGUGGAGGGCAAUUAUCUCCUCAAGCAGAAUUGUGGAGAAGGUGCUGCCAGAGCUCCUCUGUGUGCUGGAGGACUGGCCGCUGCACAGCACGUCCACCUCUGAUAAGGACGACUCAGAUGUCUUUCCUCUGGCUGCAACCAGAGCACUGUGGGAGAUCAUUCACCUACCCCAGGGCCCAGAGAUGUUGAUUCUGUAUUUCCCCCACCUUUUUGUGGCCCUGCUCUUCCAAGUUUUCUCCAGCACAGAGCAGAUACCAGUGGAGGUCAAUGCCUUCUGGAAGCGAUGCCAGCACAAGCACUGCCUGCCCAAGAACCCUAACAGAUUUGCACUGAUGACCAUGAAAGCACUGCUCUGUCACCUUGAGUAUGAGGAUGUGGUGUCUGAAGUUGAACGUGAGUGUGGCUGGGACACACUCCUCAACACUGAUACCCACCACCAUACAGUGGGCCUUCUGGCCAGAGCAAUGCUCAGGAUCUCACAGUCUUUGUGUUACCGGAUUGCACGCUACCUGUUCAGGCUGCUUCGCAGGGAGGAGGCACGCUGGGAGGUGGCUGCCAUGGCCUUCCUUGUUGAGGUCCUGCCUUGCCUUAAGCUAGAGAACUGGGAUGAACGCAUCCUACAACUUGUCCAAAUCUACGUAUUCAAGGAGUGCAGACCGAUGCGUCUCCUGGUGCUCAGAUGCCUUAUGUUACUCUGCAAGAGACCCUCUAUGACUGAAAGCAUGCAAAACCUGAGUGAAAGCCUCACAGAGGUGCUGAAGGAUGAAGACAGGGAGGUGGUGUGGAUGACUCUCUCUGUGCUAAGUGAGAUGCUUCUGAACAGAGAUGUGCCAAUUGCCAGUUCUCUCGGUCUGCAGCUGGCUGAGGCACUCCGGCCACUCUUUGACAACGUAAAGGAUGACAGCCAUGUGCAGCUGCUCUCCAUUCACCUCUUUCAAGCAGUGAUGGAGUUGGUGGGGGAAGAAGGAGAAAGGCCCCUGCAGGACUGUGUGCGCCAGAGCCUGCUCCCACUCUUCUACCACAUGUAUGAUGAGAACCAGUUUGUGGCAGAGGCCUCCUGGGAAACCCUGAUUCAAGCAACAAUAUUCCUGAAGAAGUGGAAUCUUGUGCAGCUCCUGGAGACAGAAGAGCUGUGGAGGUUUGGCGAGUCCCUGCUGGAAGAGGACAGAGAUAGAGCAGAUGGGUACCUGCGCCAGUCUGUGAUGUACCUGCAGAGCCCACAGAAGUCCAUGCGAGAGGCAGCCAUCAGGCUCACUGCCCGUCAAGGCAUGACAAAUAACUUUAGCCCCUCCAUCUGUAACCUCAUAACUCAAACCCGGCACUUUCUAAGAACUGGAGAGAGAAAUCCUUACUCCAGAUUCAGGCUGCUGCAAAACCAUCUCCGUGAGGCAUGGAGGAGGCGAGCUUCUCUCUUGGAAAGUGGUCUUCUCCCUGGUACAAUGCUGAGUUACAAAGUAGGAAGUCCCCGCUCUGCUGAUCCCAAGACCUCUCAGGGCCGUCUGAAUUUAAAUAUUUAGUGGCUUCUGGCCUUUCCCAACCUACAGGAUAGCCUUCCUCUUAGAUCACUUUUCUUCACCCCUUUUUAAGAAAACUAUUAAAAUGCAAAAUAAAAAGGCACUUGUUUUCAAUCUCUUUCCUUGGGUUCCUGCCAGUCAGAGCCCUGUCUGCAGCUGUCACUGCAGCUGUACACUGAGCUAUCUGAACUGACUAUAUAUCUUAACACUCCCACCGGUGUUUUAAUUGGGCAUACCUGCUAAUAUACUAAGAGGGAAACAAAAACAUUUCAAUGCAUUUAAGCACUGCUUUUACAUACAGCAUUAUAACAAGUAACAAACUUACCAAUAUGAAGGUUAACAAGAAUGUCAUAGAACAAAAAUAUUUAUUGGUAUGAAACCACAAAGGAUCCUCAAACAUCAGUGUCGUGGAUUGUCAAGCAAAUUAUAUCCUAUUUACCAUCUGUAUGGCCGUUGUCUUCUGUUAAAUGGGUAGUUUUCCUUAUCUCUUCCACACCCAAUCCUUCCUCCAGGGAGACAUCUGCUGAUAAUAGGCUAUUCAACGUCACUGCAUGACUGACAAGAACUACAGCAUCCCAUUGUGAGAUGCUUGGCCCAGAGGGAGAAGCCAAGCAUUCCUACCCAGAUACAAUCUUGAGCUUCUGGACACCAGCAUGGCUUUCUCCACUGGAUUUCCCAGAGGAACAGCAGCUGCUUCUUCUUCCACUGAUCUUGAGAGGAAGACUACACCCUUUUUACAGGAUCCCUGCUCCAACAAAACCACACCUGACACUCCAGGAGAACUGCAGCCACAUUUCCAAUUAGACUGCUAUCAACACCGUGACCAACAGGGUGUCAGGUUGUGUUCUGACUCUGUCAGUGUUGUUUUAGUUUACUGCAUUGUUAAUUUUAUCUUUUUAUUUUCUUCCCUAGUAAAGAAUUGUUAUUCUUUACUAUGCUCCCAUAUUUUUGCCUGAGAGCCCCUUAAUUUAAAAUUUAUAGCAAUUCGGAAGUGGGGAGUUGGUUGUUACAUUUUCCAUUUCAGGGGAGGCUUCUGUGUUCCUUAGCAGGCACCUGUCUUUCCAAACUAAGACAGUCAGUUACUGAUCAAGAGACUGAUCCCUCUCUACUUGUUAACAUACUGUGUCAAGCAUCCAUCACCAUCUAACAGGCCUUAACCAGGACAUAAGUUCACACAAAGAAUAUUCUGAAUUGGAAGGGACCUUCAAGGAUCAUUGAGGCCAACUCUUUAAAUAAAUGCUUCAUAUGGGGAUUGAACAUGUACAUGACCUUGGUAUUAUUAGCAAGCUAAUUGAUUGUAUUUGAUAAAGACAGCAGAACAGUAUAGCCUUGGAGAAAUAAAAAUAGGAUGUAAUUUAAUUAAACAGAAGUCCUGCAAAACAAGCAGGAUGCCAGCUAAGCUCUGCAAGGCUGACAAAGCAGGAGUUAUAAAAUAUUGUGCUUACUCAAAAGUGGGGGUUGAGGAGCAGCCACCUAAAAAGGACAGAAGAUAUUGAAGACCAUAGAAAAAGACCCCCAAAGAACCACGUAAGGACUUCUGGUAAGGGGUGUCACAAUGUAAAAUAAAGUAAAACAUACUCAUCAAGUAAGUGGGGAUAGCUGACAAUGAUGCAAAUCAGUGUGUAUGAUAAAACCUCUGUUUACCCAACCUGCAAGGCAGUUAAUUAGAGGAAGAGUCCUCCGAGUGACCAGCAUGCUUCAAUAAAGAAUGCCUGCUUUCUAGUACUCAAAACUCUUGUAGAAAGUUUCUAUCUGGAAAAUUUUGGUAUCAUAUUUGCUAUAAAAUGAACAUUGAUUUCUUUAAGAAGGCUUCUAUUAUUCCUCCUGAAUGAGUCUUUUUUGUUGGAAAAAAAGGCUUCUGCCCAGCCUGACAGCCGGUCUACUACCACCCUGCCACAGGUGGCAUGUCUGCAGGGUCUCUUUGCAUUUCCUGGGAAUGGAAAUCAGUCCAUGGUCACCUUCCUAACUGUGAGCUCAGUCUGCUACCUGAAAACUCAUGUCCAGUCGGGCAGCUAUUUGUGAGUCUUUUUUGUGGUGGCAUAAAUUCCUGGAGCUAAAUUCCUGUGGUGGCUAUUCCUGGACAUAUUUUUUGUACUUGGGAUAAAUAUUGCCUGCAUUCCUCUUUAGGAUUUAUCAUGAAACCAUCUAGCCAGAGUGACUAAAUAUUCUUUGUCAGAAUUGAUAUUCUGCUUUACUUGAAAUGUGUAUUACUUGCUCACACUGGUAAUGUUUUUCUGCAUCAUUAGGUACUGCUAUCAGGUUUUUGGAUUAAAGGUGUUAAGACGUGAUAUCUGUGUGUCUGUUGUGGUGUUAGAACUUUGGGUUUCUCCUGCUGCUGCCACCG
Passer domesticus (house sparrow) is the source of this 7172-nucleotide messenger RNA. RefSeq lists its product as uncharacterized. The record is from RefSeq and is a predicted model, not a curated record. The transcript is spliced from 25 exons. The coding region runs from base 1496 to 4831 and encodes 1111 amino acids. NCBI's taxonomy places the organism in Eukaryota, Metazoa, Chordata, Aves, Passeriformes, Passeridae. Gene Ontology annotation, cellular component: cytoplasm.